AAAAGAAGACUUUUCUACGGGGUGGAAAUGGCGCUUUUGAGUUGUUGAACUCUGGCGUGUAGAGUGGUUCAGAGGAUUUUAUCAGCUAAUAAGUGUGGAAAAGACUACACAUAUGGCCUCAGCCUUUAAAAACAGAUUAUGACAGGAACAGCAAGGAAUCGUAACACUGGUCAAGGAACACAGCCUCUCCGUGGACAGUGAACCAUGCAUAAUCUGAUUGCACACGUCACCAGCAGGCUGCUGCCUUUUCCAGGCGUGACGAUAGAUACCCUCAGUGAUAACGAAAUCACUCAAGUUUCUUUGCUACGUGGGAAGUUCACUGUUGGUCGCAGUGGGCUGGCUUGGCUAGCUCAUGGCCCUCAUUUGGAGGUGGUCCAUGCAGUGACAGGUGAACGAUUAUCUGCAUACUGCUUCAGCGGUGGAGCGGAGCACCCACCCAGUGUUACUGCUGCCAGAGAUUUCAGCUGGCUCAAACGGUCAGGAUUGCUGGUUGGCUUGGAGGAAGCAGAAGGCAGCGUGCUGUGUCUUUAUGACUUGGGGCUUUCAAGAGUGGUCAAAGCAGUGGCUAUACCAGGCAGGAUUACUGCCAUCGAGCCAUUGGUGAGUUAUGGCGGUGCAAGCACCUCCACCCAGCACCUUCACCAGAGCCUUCGCUGGUUCUUUGGUAUUGCCGCAGUAAUAACGGAUCUUGGUCACGUUCUACUUGUGGACCUCUGUCUUGAUGACCUCUCUUGCAGCCAAAGCGAGCUGGAGGCUUCAGACCUCCAGGUAAUCACAAAGUCUCCAGCGGACAUCCCCAGGCUUAGAGAAGUCACUAGCAGAGAGGGCAGGCACCUUUGCCUUCAGCUGAAGGGGCAUACUGAAAUUCAAGCCACUGCACUUCAGUACAUCUCCAGGACGAACCACUUAGCAGUCGGGUUCUCAGAUGGAUAUUUAGAGCUAUGGAACAUGAAGACUCUAAAGAAGGAGUACCAUUCUCAGUUAGAAGGUGGCAGGGUGCCUAUACAUGCCUUCACCUUCCAGGAGCCAGAAAAUGACCCUAGGAACUGUUGCUACCUCUGGGCUGUCCAGUCUGCUCAAGACCUUGAGGGUGAUGUACUGAGCCUCCACCUGCUUCAGCUGGCAUUUAGUGAAAGGAAGGUUCUCAUCUCUGGGAAGAUCAUGUAUGAGGGUCUAGAAUACUGUGAGGAACGCUACAGUCAGGAGUUAACUGGCACAGCUUUUCCUCUCAGGGCCCAGGCAAACAAUAUUCACCUGCUGAGUUGCCAGACGAUUGAGAAAUUUCGUCCUCAUCUUGACAGAGACGACAGCAUGAAUGAAGCGGCAUCUCCAGACACAAGUGUGUCCAUCUUCAGCUGGCAAGUGAAAGCUUAUGGUCAAGGAAGCCCUUCUACUUACAUUGGUGUUUUUGACAUAAACCGGUGGUACCACGCACAAAUGCCAGACUCAUUAAGAAUUGGGGAGUCUCUACAAAACUGUCCCUAUUUGGCUGUUUGGUCCCUGGAACCACUGGUACAGAUGGCAUCUUCCCAACUGCUGCUAGAUGUGUUGGUACAUGAGCGCAGUCUCAGCAGAGGGCUGCCCAUCUCUUGCCCUCCACCAGAGCAAUACUUUAACCCAACUACAUACAACUUUGAUGCUGCCUGUUUGCUAAACUCUGGAAUUCUGCAUUUAACAUGCUCUGGGUAUCAGAAAGAGUCAUUGAGCUUUUUGAAGAAAGCUGCGCCUUGUUCCAGUGAUGUCAUCUCAGCUAGCUACUCUCGCUGCCUCAUGUCCGGCCUGCUCACAUCUCGCCUGGCUGACAACCAGUCUUCGAGCAUUUCACAGGAGGAACAACUGGAUGCAAUCUUGUCCACAGCAGUGGAAACCAGCUCCUUGGGUCUGAUCACUGGCUGCAUUAAACAGUGGACUGCAGAGGAACAACCAGGGUCAGCACUGAAUCUGCGCUACAUCCUGGAUUGGGCUUGGAACAAAGUAGUCCACACAAAGGAGGAACUGGAUGGCAUUUGUGCACCGCUGUUUGACAGCUCAUCCAACUUUAUAGACCCUCAGACAAUGCAGCUGCUCCAGCACAGUCAGAGACUGCUGGGUAACUUGAGUACCAUCUUCCAUUGUCUGCUUACAGAGGCCCAGGAGCUGACUGAGAAAGGCCUGGUGGGUUUGAAGAACAGGGACAUGGUGUCCAGUCUGAUUUCCAAGUAUGCUCAGGUGGUCCUUUGGUUCUGUCGCACAGGCCUCCUACCUGAAGGAUCAGACGAAGACGCUCUGAAGAUCUCAAGACCCUUCUACACCCACUCAGUCAUCAGCAGCUACUAUGAUAUACGCAGAGAGGAGCUCACCAGGCUGGCAAAGGGUAGGUGGUGUGCAGACUGCCUGAUGAUCGAUGGUUUGGUUGGUGAGUGUGGGGAGCAUUUGUCAAACCUGUGGAAAAGGGAUGAAGGUGGCACAGGGCAGUACCCACCUCCAACAUUGCAUGCCUUGCUGGACAUUUAUCUACUGGACAACAUUGAAGAAUCUGCCAAACACGCAAUUGUGAUUUACCUGUUGCUGGAUGUUAUGUACUCCUUCCCUAAUAAAGAUGGAACAUCAGUGGAGUCUUUCCCCACAGCUUUUGCCAUCCCUGUUGGACUGGUGAAACUAGUACAGGGCCUGUGGCUAUUGGACCAUAAUGAUCACCAGCGUUCUUUUGAACUGCUCCUUCACCCAGCUGCGUCUCAGUGCCAGUUUGCGUGGCAGCAUUACCGAGUGUUGCAAGCACUGAUGUGCCAGGGCCAGCACUCAAGGGCACUAAGAUACUUUCACAUCACAAAGCCACCAGUUUCCUCAACCUCUCAGGCCAAACUCUGCCUCUCUGUAUUGCUGCACAACAGGUGUCUCAUAGAGGCAUGGUCCUUUCUUCGGCAGAACUCCAAUCAUCUCAACAUGGCAGAGCUGCUAAAUUUCUUAUAUGAGAGCUGCCAGGAGCUGAGCCUCAUUAAUGAACUUCUCAAACUGCCGCUGGGUGAACCUGAGCAGGAAUUCUUGGAGAAGUUCUUCCAGGGAUCCGGCGGUCUUCAAAACAGAGAACUCCUGAUGGUUCAUUACCUCCAACAGGCCAAAUACAUACCUGCCUUACAGCUGAACCACAGCCUCAAAAUGAACCUGGUGAAUGAACGUGACCCAAAGCUUAAAGAACGAUCCAGCACUAGGAACGCUAUAUUGGAUCAGUAUGGUAAAAUUUUACCCAGAAUCCAAAGAAAAUUGGCAGUGGAGAGAGCCAAACCCUACCAGCACCCUUACACCAUCCAUAAAGAAGUGCCUCGUCCAGUGCCACUCUCGACCAUUGCCAAGCGCUUCACCAGUGAGAAUGUCAUGACCAGAGCCCGUUUCAUCAACAAUGUACUGGCCAAGAUUGAGGAAGUGUGGUCAAACAAAGGUGCCACACCACAGUCUUCUCCAGCUGAGAGCUGCAAAGCAGCAGACAUUCAGAGUGCCAGCCCCAAGCCCUCUUCCAUGGGUGUUUCUGAUCCCUUCCUAGGAACUCCCAUCACCAUGUCUUCCAAACGAAAGUCAAGGCUGGUUGACGCUGUCAUUCCACCCUCAAGUCAGACCCCUCUGCCUUUCCUCAGCCCAGCCAGACCUCCCAGCUCCUGGAUUUCACCAAAGAGCAUCAACAAGGCCCCUGAGCUCAGUCUUCUGCAAACACCCCAAAUUGUCAAGCGGGCACGAGCUUUGGCUGCUUCAGGUCCAGGGUUUUCUGCUGUCACUCUGCAGUCCAUUCUUCGUAGCAGCUUGAGGCCCACACCUGUCGCUACUUCCGUCAGCUUCUCCAGGACGCUCCAUCACCCCUCCACUCUGCAGCAAAGACAGCCGGAUCACAUUCUUUAAAGAAACAGAAGUUUCUGAAUUUGAGAAGGGCAUUAGAUGGGCCAAUGGGAUGGCAGGAGACGGUGAGAUCAAUUUAAUGACUCUAUCUUCACCAUUAGCUAAGUCGAGAAGCAAGCCCUGGUCCACUCAGCCUGCAGAGGAGGUGGAGGAUGAAGAUGACAAAGAACAACUUCAUGUUAAGUUCUUGCCUC
Messenger RNA from Thalassophryne amazonica, 4058 nucleotides. It is a transcript of the gene ahctf1, whose product is annotated as AT hook containing transcription factor 1. The transcript has 30 exons. Lineage: Eukaryota; Metazoa; Chordata; Actinopteri; Batrachoidiformes; Batrachoididae. The coding region runs from base 205 to 3867 and encodes 1220 amino acids. The record is from RefSeq and is a predicted model, not a curated record.